Messenger RNA from Penicilliopsis zonata CBS 506.65, 1417 nucleotides. RefSeq lists its product as hypothetical. The coding region runs from base 52 to 1083 and encodes 343 amino acids. The record is from RefSeq and is a predicted model, not a curated record. The transcript is spliced from 2 exons. NCBI's taxonomy places the organism in Eukaryota, Fungi, Ascomycota, Eurotiomycetes, Eurotiales, Aspergillaceae.
CUCUCCUUCUUUUCUUCUUCUUUUCCUCUAUUCUCCUUCCACCACCUCUCCAUGACGACUGCCUACGACGCAUACGACAUCGGCAGCGGCCUGCUGGCCACGAUCUGGACGCUGACGACGCUCUCGAUCGUGACGAUGGCGCUGCGGAUCUACGCAAAGAUCAAGAUCAACAAGUUCAGCGCCGACGACAUCAUCAUGCUGGGCUCGCUGGCGCUGCUGAUCGCCGGUUCCGGCAUCGCCAACGUCUCCGUCGCGUACGGUCUGGGCCACCACUACAGCAGUCUGGCGCACGCCCGCGAGGUCAAGGCCGUGCUGUACUACUGCGUCACCCAGACGCUGGGUAUCUCGGCCUGCACCGUCGGCCGCAUCGCCUUCAUCGUGUACCUGGUGCGCCUGUUCCCCUCGUCGUCGCCGGUGCGGCUGGUCUUCUGGCUGCUGGUCGUCGCGCAGGGAGUCAUCAACGUCGUCUCGAUCCUGCUGCUCUUCCUGCAGUGCGGCGCCGACGUCGCCCCCGUGUUCGACUAUACGCUGCCCGAGACCAACUGCAUGGCGCUGAGCGUCCAGAUCAACUAUGGCUACUUCCAGGGCGCGUUCAACUCGGCCACCGACCUAUUCCUGGCCGUGUUUCCCACCUAUACCUUCUGGGGGUUACAGCUGCGGUUUCGCAUCAAGGUGGCUCUGGUGUGUCUAUUAGGCUUGGGGAUCUUUGCAAUGGUGGCCUCCAUCGUCAAGACGGUCGAACUCAGCACCAUCGCCAACACAACCGACCCAACCGUCGACCAGGUCACCCUGCUGCGAUGGGUGUACAUCGAGAGCGCGAUCGUGAUCAUCACCUCGUCGAUUCCGUGUCUGCGGCCGCUGUUCGUGGCCAUGUCGAAGAACUUUAGCAGCUCGCCCAAACACACGUACGAGCUGACGAACCGGUACGGCAACGCCAGCAGCGGGCUUGCCUCGCACUCGCGCAAUAAAUACAGUCGGCAGACCAGCCAGAUGCACGACGAGGACGAGUCGACGCGGCAGAUCCUCGGAGAUGCGCAGUGGGGGAUCACCAAGCAGAUCGACGUGACGAUCCGCAACGAAUAGGGAUUCUAGUAUCGACAGUAAUACCUCUCCUCUAUAGACACAGCAUAUACUGUACUACAAGUGCGUUGCAAUAGCUGCGCGAUUAUCGAUCGAUCCAGUGUCCUCUUGAAAUGAUCCUUUGACCUGUUCUUCCCCUGACCCACGUUGGUCUGUGUCGGUGGCCAAAGCAGAAGGUUUCGGGACUCGGCCGAUGUGGGUAGAUAUAGAAUCAGUAUAUUCAGUAUACUACAUAUAUACUAUAGUAUAUAGUAUCUAAUACCUAUAAUAUUUAUAGCUUCUAUAUAGCUUCUAUAUAGGAUAUACCUAUAUAUACUAUCUACACCUAUGUACUGCC